AUGAGGAAGACGCAGAAAUGGGACGAGAAGAAGGAGAAGCGAGAAAGGGUGGCGGCCAAGAUAACGGAGAGGUUCGAGGGCAUCUUGGCGAAGGAGGAGGCAUGUGUCAAAUGUUCCAAAAAUGAAGAAGAAAAGGACAGAGAGGGAAUACCACAGGCUAUUGGAGUCGUUCGGCUGGUCGCCUUCCUGACUGGUGUCCUCACAUCAGUGACCUUUGUUGUGCUCAUCAAGUUCUUGGCCAAGUCAAAAUAUGGAUUCAAUGAUCUUCAGUUCCGCGGUUCAUUGGAUGAUCAACCACGGUUGGUACACUCUCUAACCAUUACGAUGUCGUUUGUAAAGAUCGCCAGAUCCAUUGGCAUCUUGCCAUACAACACCGGGUGCCUCAAAGUGUUACUCCUCUUCAUACUUGCACCAACUACGGCGUCUUCCACCGGCUGCCCCUCCCCAACCUUCAACGGAGCACUUGAGUUCUCAUUGUUUCACAGGGACCAUCCAUGCGUCCAGCAACACCUCGGCAAUACGAGGUCAUCUGCAAACAUCGUUGAGAUGGACCUGCCGCUGCCGAUUGACUUGAUACAGAAUGACGAUAUAAACAACUUCCUCUUUCUGAUGCCCAUCAAGCUGGGCACACCACCGGUCUGGAAUCUCGUGGCAGUUGAUACUGGAGCCUCACUUUCUUUUGUUCAGUGCGAACCAUGCACUCUCCGGUGCCAUGACCAAUCCAAUGCCGGUGAAAUAUUCGACCCCAGCAAGUCAUCGAGUUUGACGCGUGCUAGGUGCUCGGAAGAAUUCUGCAACCUGAUCCACCGGGCGCUACGUCUUCAAACCAAAGCAUGCUUGGAGGAAGAGAAUACUUGCCUUUACACCAUGACGUUUGGAGCAUCAUCUACAUAUUCCACGGGCAAGGUGGUGUGGGACAGGCUCGCAAUCGGCCAGUAUGCCAAGGGAUACAACUUCCGUAGUUUCAUCUUCGGCUGCAGCUUGGACACAGAGUACCACCAGUAUGAAGCUGGCAUACUGGGAUUUGCUGAUGAGGCAUUCUCCUUCUUUGAACAAGUAGCACCACUGGUCGGCGGCUACAAGGCCUUCAGCUACUGCUUUGCAAGUGACAAAAGGAAGACAUGCUACUUGUCCAUGGGGAAUUACAGUCGUGUCAGCUCCACUUCCUACACUCCCUUGUCCCGGGCUUUUCAACGAUCAACGUAUGCAUUGAAGCUGGAUGAGGUGCUUGUCAAUGGGGUCGCGUUGGACACAACCCCCGCAGAAAUGAUUGUAGACACUGGGGCUAAAUGGACAAUACUGUUGUCGGAUACCUUCACCCAACUUGAUGCAGCAAUCACCAAGGCUAUGCGACCUCUAGGAUAUAAUCGCAGCUAUUAUAGGGGAUCAGAUUAUAUCUGCUUCGAGGAUGCCCACUUUCAACAGUUCAGCAAUUGGGCCGCUUUACCAGCAGUGGAGCUGAAGUUCUACAUGGGUGUUACACUGACUCUACAACCCCAGAGCUCAUUCCACUUUCAUAACGACUAUGGACUAUGCACGUACUUCAAUUCGGAUGACAAUCUGGGAAGCGGUGUGCAACUACUAGGAAACACGAUGACACGGUCUGUUGGCAUCACAUUUGAUAUCCAAGGGGGUCAAUUUGCGUUCCGCAAGGAAGACUGCUGA
Molecule: messenger RNA, 1665 nt
Organism: Triticum aestivum (bread wheat)
Lineage: Eukaryota; Viridiplantae; Streptophyta; Magnoliopsida; Poales; Poaceae
Product: aspartyl protease family protein At5g10770-like
Exons: 7
Coding region: 1-1665 (554 amino acids)
Source: RefSeq, a predicted model, not a curated record